CCCCCCCGCCAUGGCCCAGCAGGGGCCCCGGCGCGGCCCCAGAUAGCGGCUCGGUCUGCGCGCGGCCCGGGGCGCCGGGCCCAGCUACUGCAGGUUCCACGUACAUUGGAGUUCCUGCUAGUGCUGACCAUGACCAAGGCAAUUCAUGUCAGCUUUAUUGUGUUACUGUCCAUGUGGAUGGAGGCUAAUGUCAUUUUAAAACAUACAAGUCAAAUUGGUCUUCCAUAACCCUUUACACUGCAGGAAUGAUCUCUUUGGCUAUGUAGCUAAUCUUCAUUGCUCACGGGUCAGCAAGGCCUACUUGUUUAAAAUUUCCCUGAAUGGCCACAUGCAUUCCAGCUGAAGACUGAUACCACAGCAACCAAUUACUUUUGGCAACUGAUCAGAAACUGCUUCAUGCUUCAUCUGUAAAUUAGUUAUCUAUCUGCUAUAAAACUAUAAUGUUGACAACUAGCUACCCACAGUGCUUCUAGUAUGUCAACUGUGGACAUCUUAAUUUUGGCUGUCUCCUGGGCCAAGGCACCAGCCAUGCAGAAUUUCUUUAACAGAAAUCACAGGGCUUACAAUAAGAUUUCAAAUCAUCAUGCCAAACUGGAAAUUUCCCAGACCAGAAUGAAAGCCAUAUCAAGGGGAUGAAGGUGGCCUAUAAGAAGACAAAGAAGAGUAAAUCCAGGAGUGUUACCAAUGUUUUGUCCAUUUCCUCAUGAAAUGAAUUGAAUUAUUAGAUUCUGCCCCAUUACAAGACUGGUGUACUUAAUGGACAGCCUGGCCCUCUUAAUGCUGCUCAUCCCAGGCUUGAAGCACGAAGACCCCGUGUCCUAACUGGACAUGCUUCACAGUCGUCAAGCCAGGAGAAUAAUUCAAAAGAGGGCAGACUGCUUGAAUUUCAGGCGUUGUCAUACCUCUGCUAGUCUCCUUCUCAGCUGGAGCUUGGAAAAAGGAGACUUCAGGUUGCAGAGAGAGGGUGACAAGCAGUGUAACUGCCGGACCAUGGCUGAAUAUGUUCAUCCUCUCAGAUGUGAAGGGAGGACAGUGAAUUCCAAAGACAGACAUUUCAGGGAUUUUGAGGUGCUUACACACAAACCCUCAAGCCAUCCUGCUCCCUCUGCCUCAUGUGCACUGCUUGCAUCUGCUCCCUCACUUCCGUGUAAUGGUGCACUCCAGAAUAGAGUGCUCUGGUACUUGAAACAGCAGGGGCAUAUCUCAGCCAUAGCCUGUGCAUGCCAGUGCAGAGAAGAGGGAAUGAGAAACAGCGCCCUGAAGUGAUGCACUUCCACUACCUCCAAGGAUAAUUGUGACCACUUGCAUGGUGAAAGAACAUCAGCAAAAGUGAAAAAAUGGGUGUAAAAACAUUUACUCAUAAUUCCCCUGCUCACAGCCAGGAGAUGCUUGGAAAACUUAACAUGCUUCGCAACGAUGGACAUUUCUGCGACAUCACCAUUCGCGUGCAGGACAAAAUCUUCAGGGCACACAAGGUGGUCUUGGCAGCCUGCAGCGACUUCUUCCGCUCCAAACUAGUUGGCCAAGCAGAAGAUGACGGCAAGAGUGUAUUAGACUUGCAUCAUGUGACAGUGACUGGCUUCAUACCCCUUCUGGAGUAUGCUUACACAGCCACAUUGUCUAUCAACACAGAAAAUAUUAUUGAUGUGUUGGCUGCAGCCAGCUACAUGCAAAUGUUCAGUGUUGCUAGUACAUGCUCAGAAUUCAUGAAGUCGAGUAUUUUAUGGAAUACACCCAACAGCCAGCAAGACAAGGUGCUAGAUGCAGGACAAGAAAACAGUGCAAACUGCAACUUUACCUCUCGAGAUGGCAGCCUUUCUCCGGUUUCCUCUGAAUGCAGUGUGGUGGAAAGAGCCAUUCCUGUUUGUCGAGAGUCCCGAAGAAAGCGCAAAAGCUACAUAGUCAUGUCUCCUGAAAGUCCACUUAAGUGUAACACACAGACGAACUCCCCCCAAGUGCUCAAUCCUUCAGCUUCCUACGCAGAGUCCAGAAAUCAGCCGGUAGACUCUUCCUUAGCUUUUCCUUGGACUUUUCCUUUUGGAAUUGAUCGAAGGCUUCAGUCUGAGAAGGUGAAACAGGUAGAGAAUUCUAGGACUUUGGAACUCCCUGGUCCCUCUGAGGCAGCCAGAAGAAUUACUGAUUACGUGACAUGUGAGAGCACAAAGGCCAGUUCUCCUCUUGUGAUUGAAGAAGAUGUGCGUGUCAAAGUGGAAAGGUUAAGUGAUGAGGAGGUUCACGAGGAAGUAUCGCAGCCUGUCAGUGCAUCCCAGAGUUCUCUGAGUGAUCAGCAGACAGUCCCAGGAAGUGAGCAAGUUCAGGAAGAUCUCCUGAUCAGCCCACAGUCUUCCUCUAUAGUGCCAAAUGGUUUGACUACAGUCCAUUCACAGAGUACCGUUUUGGAAAGAUUGGUGCAUUCCAUAACUGUCAAGGGAGUUAAAGGUUCAAUAGAUGAAGGGGUUACUGAAGGAUUACCCACUCUCCAAAGUACUUCUGGCACUAAUGCUCAUGCAGAUGAUGAUGAUCGGUUGGAGAAUGUUCAGUAUCCCUACCAACUCUACAUUGCCCCUUCUACCAGUAGCACAGAGAGACCCAGCCCAAAUGGCCCAGAUAGACCUUUUCAGUGUCCAACCUGUGGGGUCCGAUUCACCCGCAUUCAGAACUUAAAACAGCACAUGCUCAUCCACUCAGGCAUUAAACCAUUUCAGUGUGACCGUUGUGGGAAAAAGUUCACCCGAGCUUACUCGCUAAAGAUGCAUCGCCUGAAGCACGAAGGUAAACGCUGUUUCCGGUGCCAGAUAUGUAGUGCCACUUUCACUUCCUUCGGGGAAUAUAAACACCACAUGCGGGUUUCCCGGCAUAUUAUCCGCAAGCCUCGGAUUUACGAGUGCAAAACAUGUGGCGCCAUGUUCACCAACUCUGGAAAUUUAAUCGUUCACCUGAGGAGUCUGAACCAUGAAGCAUCAGAGCUAGCAAACUACUUCCAGAGCAGUGAUUUCCUAGUCCCGGACUACUUAAACCAGGAGCAGGAAGAGACCCUCGGGCAAUAUGAGCUAGGAGAGCAUGGGUUUGAAAGCAACUCCUCUGUCCACAUGCCUGUCAUUUCGCAGGUCUCGUCGACUCAGAAUUGCGAAAGCACUUUCCCCUUGGGGUCUUUGGGUGGGUUGGCAGAGAAAGAGGAAGACAUGCCGGAGCAGCCAAAGACUAAUGCUAGUGCCGAGGCAACCAGUGAUGACCCUCCGAAAUCAGAGCUGUCCUCUAUUACUAUUGAAUAAUUCAUGGUUUGGCUUCAUUUUUGUUCUUUGGAAAGUGCCUGUGUUUGGUCCUGUACAUUUUAAUUUAAUUUUUUUAAACAAAAGGAGGGAGAUUUCCCUUUUUACUUUGUAAGCUACACUUUAAACAGAAAACUGCAACAGAUGUUACAUUAUUUUUCAUGACUGAAUGAUCAGUUCUGUGAAAAUGUUUGACUGAAUGCACAGUAAGGUCCUGUCAGAGCAUCAUAGAAGCUGUGAUGCACUUCUAAAGAAGAAGCAAUCGACUGAAAUCACUUCAACUUCCUUCUUCCACCAUUAGAACAGCUCAUUACAUUUCUAAUGCUUCUGCAGACCGUCUGUUAAAGGGAGAGAAUCAGAAGACACUUUUAAAAUGACCAGUACAAGCAUGCAUGCUUGCAAGUUAAUUAAUGAGCAGAGUUUUGACUAACUUUGAGUAGAUGCGUUAAUCUUCUGCUUAAAAUAUGGCAUGUCCUAUCUUUGUCCUUACUGUUUUUCAAACUGCUUACUGUAACCCUUUUCUUGGAAUUGUAAGCAUUUCUGAAAUUUAACAGUACUGCCCUUUUUAAAAAUGUCUCUUUACCAAAAAAUCUCUGAAUCAGUUCUGACAAACUGAGUGAUGACGCCAUGCCAGGUCCUCCCACUUCUGAUAUUCCACUCCUUUUAGAAACUGCUCGUUCAAAUAACCAGUUCUGAUUUGCUUAUAUGGGGCGAGACAUACAGUCAAGGAAAGUAUAAAUCCAUGCAAGCCUGACAAAUCUGUCAUCACUGUAUCUUUCUGUAAAGGAAACCACCUUUAAAAAAAGAAAACAUGUCCCAGACUAAAACUCUUAAACCUUGGCCAGACUGCUUGCAGUCCUAGUCACUUUCCCCAUCACACAUAUCACUAAUAUCCAAAAGCUGGCUAGAGAGAGUUUACAGAGAGAAAAAAAGUUCUUUUGUGCAUUAUUACACACUUUUGUGCUUAUACAUAUGCAUGUAUGCUUUCUGGGGUUUUUAUUAGUCUGUUUUGGACAAAACAACCAAUUUAUUCUUUUUAGAGGCCAAGUUUCUAACCCAACAGAGGGUUGUUUAUAAAAACCCUAUAUAACAAUGUUAUGUUGUUCCUGUUCCAAAACAUUUUAAACCUUUGCCAAGUUAGUUUAUUAAAGGCUGUUACUCCAGCUCCGUACACAGCUCAAACAAGCAAUAAAGUGAAAGAUUUGCAAUUUCAUUUUUUCCAGAUUUAGAAAAGGCUGUAAAUUUUGAGUAUGGGAUUUUCAGAGCAGCGAUUCUUAUUUUGUUGCAGGCAGUUUGGGCUAUAGUAAAGCUUAGAAACUUAAAUUAGGGAUUGUAUAAAUUCUUUAGCUGCUGAUGAAAUUAACUCUGUUUGAUACACACACCGCUGUGUUCCACAAUCCACAGCAUGCUGAGAGUUUAAGUAUUACCUGACCUUAGUAUUCCAUGGGCGUGUGUCAGACUCCCUUGGUUUUAGAUCUGCUUGGUAAACUCAUCUCCCUCUGUCUCACACACACAUUGGAUUGAAAGAGAAACAUAGAGAAAUGUUUUUUUAAAAGGGAGGAAGAGGAGGUGCAGAGCUCAAAUGGCAAGACUGAUUAGUGCACAAUGACUUCAGCAGUUCUAAUGCAUCUGUAGAACUAGGAAAUAUCUGCUGACAGCAAAUCAGUGUAAAGUUUGUUGCACAUUGGUAACAUUUUAAAAGGCUUCAGUGGUAACAUACUUACACAUUUCUAGUGUUUCUUUCAACAAGUUUUCCCUACCCUGUGUUGGUGUAAAAAAAAAAAAAACAUUAAUAAGAUUCCCAGUUUUUUCCAAAUUACUGAAGCUAAGUUGUUUUUUUUCCCCCCGUCUGAUCUGCAGAAAAUGUCUCAGCUACAAUUCAUCUUAUAUGUCUAUCUUGGUCUUCUGUAAAAGGCUUAGAGCAGAGCAGUUUUUCAUUCAAAAUACUGUACUAUGAAAUAGGCCAGUAUCCAUUGAAGGGACUGGAUCAGAUGACCAAUCCUCUUCCACUUCUGAUUUCUAUAAUUGAGAAUCCAGUGAGAAGGGACAUUGCCCGUUAAAUGUUUCUUCCCUCAUCCCCCUGUAGUUCAGGAUAAAAGAAGGAUCUGGUACUAAACCCUAAUUCAUGAUCCUCUUUCUCUUUUAUAAAAGCAUAAGUCUUCCUUGUACAUGACAAUUUUUAGUCAGUCAUAAGUUAAAAAGCACUUAGAUAGACACACAAACUCAGACUUUACAACUGGCCCACUGUGUAUAAUGCACAAUGAAUUAACACAUCACGCAUGGAUGGACUUAUUCCUUCUGUCAAAAAAAAAAGAUGGUUUUCACCCAGGACAAGAUCUGUUGUAACACAUAAGUUACUGAUCAUGAGAUGUGCAAAUGCAGCAUACGAAACACCUAGAAUAACUGGUUUUUAGAUGGCUUAAAAUUCUGUCGGAAGGUUAACUGCUGUCUGAAAUGCUGCAGAGAACACAUUAAAACUUGGUAGCUACACGGACUGUAUUGUAGCUCUAAUCUGUUCUUUGGUUGGUAUUUGUAAUUGUUUCCUGUGAAUAUAUGUAUCCCUUCUCCAUAGAGAGGAGUCCAAAUGAAAUGUAAAUCUUAGUUCAUUUCUCUUUUCCCUGUCUUUCUGGAAGUGCUCAGUUCAUUGGAGUACUAAUGUUCCUCACAGGAGAGA
Molecule: messenger RNA, 5943 nt
Organism: Gopherus flavomarginatus (Mexican gopher tortoise)
Lineage: Eukaryota; Metazoa; Chordata; Testudines; Testudinidae
Gene: ZBTB44
Product: zinc finger and BTB domain containing 44
Exons: 9
Coding region: 1338-3272 (644 amino acids)
Biological process (GO): regulation of transcription by RNA polymerase II; positive regulation of gene expression
Cellular component (GO): membrane
Molecular function (GO): RNA polymerase II cis-regulatory region sequence-specific DNA binding; protein binding; DNA-binding transcription factor activity, RNA polymerase II-specific
Source: RefSeq, a predicted model, not a curated record